Molecule: messenger RNA, 973 nt
Organism: Leptopilina heterotoma
Lineage: Eukaryota; Metazoa; Arthropoda; Insecta; Hymenoptera; Figitidae
Product: Kv channel-interacting protein 2-like
Exons: 5
Coding region: 167-865 (232 amino acids)
Molecular function (GO): calcium ion binding
Source: RefSeq, a predicted model, not a curated record
UAUACAUAGAAGAAAAAGUAAACUUACAGAAGCAAAAAAAAAAAGAAAAAUAGAAAAAAGAUGGAAAUUUACAAAUGAAAAUUUUAAAAGAAAAUUAUGUUUUAAGAAAAGAAAAGAAAAGUUACAAACAAAACGUUAACAACUCACUGGAAUAAACAAUUUGAAAAUGUCAGAAAACGAAAGUGUUGAAGAUCCCAAUGAUUCGGAGCACAAGCAUUUUAGCUUUACCCGGAAAAUGAAAAACAGCAUUUCAAAAGUUAAGCAGAGCAUGAAGAAGAUAGCUGAGGAAAUGCAAGACGAGGUGCAACAACCAACGCAUAUAAUCCCCGAGCGUUUAGAACACCUGGAAUAUCAAACUGGAUUUUCCAGGCAUGAAAUACGUAAAUUUUAUCGUGCCUUUAAGCAACAUUGUCCUGGCGGUGUUGUGACAACGAAUAAUCUCAGACCAGUUUACGCAAAAUUAUUUCCCUUGGGCGAUCCUCGAAAAUAUGCUCAAAUUGUCUUCAACACGUUUGACGAAAAUAAAGACGGAAUAAUUACGUUUAGCGAUUUAAUUAAUGGAAUAGCGUCAAUAGUAAAAGGUGACACUGACAAAAAGCUUUCGUGGAUUUUCAGGUUGUACGAUUUGAAUGGUGAUGGACACAUAACACGUAACGAGAUGAUGUCCAUUGUAAGUGCCAUUUAUGAAGUCGUGGAAAACACCCGAUCGAUUGAGCGCGCCGUUGACAGGCAUGUAAAUCGCAUUUUCGAAAAAAUGGAUCUUGACAAAGACGGAAUCAUAUCCAAAGAAGAAUUCAUAACCAGCUGUAAAAAUGAUCAAUUAAUUUGCAACCAAUUAACGAUAUUCGACGACAUAUGGUGGUAAUUGUAUGUUAAUUGUAUAGGAGAAACUGAAAAAUUCGUUUAAUUAUUACUGAAAUAAAAAUUAUUUAGAUACUGAAGUUAAAUGAGGCAUUAUGACUUAAUUUAUAAU